Messenger RNA from Salmo salar (Atlantic salmon), 3388 nucleotides. It is a transcript of the gene klhl31, whose product is annotated as kelch-like family member 31. Gene Ontology annotation, cellular component: nucleus. Lineage: Eukaryota; Metazoa; Chordata; Actinopteri; Salmoniformes; Salmonidae. Gene Ontology annotation, biological process: negative regulation of protein phosphorylation. The record is from RefSeq and is a predicted model, not a curated record. Gene Ontology annotation, molecular function: protein binding.
UGCAAUAGUUCCAUUCGCAUGCUCAGAGGAGGAGUUUGCUCCACUUUUCUGGCACUGUUGAGUAUAACCAGUCUCUAUUGCACACUAUCUGGAGGUGCAAGUCUUUUUUCACCUGCUUCUCAUCUCUUUGGUCUGGGCUGUGUCCAUCUGCUGCAGCCAUGGCACCCAAAAAAAACAAGACUGCCAAAAAGAACAAAGGGGAUAUCAAUGAAAUUACUAUAAUGGUCGAGGAUAGCCCGAUCAAAAACAUUAACGGGCUGAACACCUUGUUGGAGGGAGGAAACAGCUUCACCUGCAUCUCAAGUGAAGUCACUGACCCUGUCUAUGCUCCUAACCUCCUGGAAGGUCUUUGUACCAUGAGGCAGGACAGUUUCCUCUGUGACCUGACCGUCUCCACCAAGUCAAAGUCCUUUGAUGUCCACAAAGUUGUCAUGGCCUCCUGCAGUGAGUACAUUCAGAAUAUCCUGAAGAAGGAUUCCGCCCUCACGAAGAUCGACUUGAAUGACCUUUCACCCACAGGCCUGGCCACUGCCAUCACAUACGCCUACUCAGGUAAACUAACCCUGUCGUUGUACAGCAUUGGCAGCACCAUCUCAGCAGCCAUGUUGUUAAAGAUCAACACCCUGGUGAAGAUGUGCAGCGACUUCCUCAUGCAGGAGCUCAGCGUGGAGAACUGCAUGUACGUGGCCAACAUUGCUGACACCUACAGCCUCAAAGAAACCAAAGAGGCCGCCCAGAAGUUCAUGAGGGGGAACUUUAUCGAGUUCUCUGAGAUGGAACAGUUCCGGAAGCUCACCUACGAGCAGAUCAAUGACUUCCUCAGUGAUGACUCCCUGCAAUUGCCCUCUGAGAUUACAGCCUUCCAGAUAGCCAUGAAGUGGUUGGACUUCGAUGAGAAGAGACUGAAAUACGCCCCAGAUCUUCUGACCAACAUUCGCUUUGGCACCAUCUCAGCUAUGGACCUGGUCAAUCAUGUCCAGAGUGUGCCCAGAAUGAUGCAGGACCCCGAGUGCCAUCGUCUCCUGGUGGACGCCAUGAAUUACCACCUGUUGCCUUACCAGCAGAACAUUCUGCAGUCCCGCAGAACAAAGGUCCGUGGGGGCCUCCGUGUCAUGCUGACAGUGGGUGGACGACCAGCCUUGGCGGAAAAAUCUCUCAGCAAAGAAGUCCUCUACAGGGAUGAGGACGACGUAUGGAAUAGGCUGACAGAGAUGCCAGCCAAGAGCUUCAAUCAGUGUGUGGCAGUCCUGGAUGGCUUCCUUUAUGUUGCUGGUGGCGAAGACCAGAAUGAUGCCAGGAACCAGGCGAAACAUGCUGUCAGCAACUUCUGCAGGUAUGAUCCUCGAUUCAACACCUGGAUUCAUUUGACCAACAUGAUCCAGAAGCGCACCCACUUCAGUCUCAACACCUUCAAUGGCCUCUUGUUCGCUAUUGGAGGUCGUAACUCUGAUGGAUGCCAAGCUUCAAUGGAGUGCUACGUGCCUUCCUCCAACCAAUGGCAGAUGAAAACCCCCAUGGAGAUCCCCCGGUGCUGCCAUGCCAGCUUCAUCAUUGAUGGCAAGAUCCUUGUUAGCGGUGGUUACAUCAACAAUGCGUACUCCAGGGCUGUGUGCAGCUAUAACCCUUCCACUGAUAUGUGGCAGGAUAAGAACAGUUUGAGUUCCCCUAGAGGCUGGCAUUCCGCUGCUACAGUCGGAGACCGGGCUUAUGUGAUUGGUGGCAGCCAGCUGGGUGGUCGUGGAGAGAGGGUGGAUGUCUUGGCUGUUGAGUGUUUCAACCCUCACAAUGGACAGUGGAGCUACUCUGCCCCGCUAAACACAGGAGUGAGCACUGCUGGUAUAGUCAGCAUGAAUAAUAAGAUCUAUCUCCUUGGAGGCUGGAACGAGAUUGAGAAGAAGUACAAGAAAUGCAUCCAGGUGUAUAACCCUGACCUCAAUGUAUGGACUGAGGAUGAUGAGUUGCCAGAGGCUACAGUUGGCAUCUCAUGCUGUGUCAUUACCAUACCCACACGCAAAACACGAGAGUCCAGGGCAAGCUCAGUUUCAUCUGCACCAGUCAGCAUAUAGAAUAUGGCAGGUUGUUUGAUGUAGUCUGCUAGAGGACCAAAAAUCCUCAAGCCAGUCCAAUUCAGAAAAUCCUUUAUGCAGAAAGUGAUCAUCCCUCUUUGAGUUGAGAAAAAAAAAAUGAUAACAUACAAAUGUCACACACACACAUCUCAUUUGGAAUUGAAUCAGAUAUAUUCAAAUAGUUUUUUAUAUGUUUUAUUAAGGAUGGAAUUUCUUCCAAAUUAAGGCAAAUCAUAAAACUGUUAUGUGCGACAUGAAUUCAGGAAGUUGUUUUGUAUUGUGAGACAAAUUUAAAUAUUUUAUUAUCAAGGGAAACAUUUCUUUCCUUUUGGGGCCAAUUCAGCCGUAAUAGCUGAAUCAGCCCUACUCUCCGCAGACCACAGAUUUUAUUCCCAAUAUUAAACUUCUUUGGUGUUGGUGUAUAUGUGCUAAUAGUAACUGCAUUAUUUGUACAAUACACAUAAACAUGCCUAUAUGGUGAACCCUUGUUAUGUCACAAUCAUUAUUUUCCAGUGACAUAAAGCUAAAUACACUGUACAUGGUAUAAUCAACGACUGGACUUAUGAUGAUGAUGGAAGACCAUUGACUUAAAUCCUCAUAUACAGCAGUGGAGGCUGCUGAGGAGAGGACAGCUCAUAGUAAUGGCUGGAAUACAUGGAAUGGCAUCAAACACAUGGUAAACCACGAGCCCGUUCUCCACAAUUCAGCCACCAACCUCCUGUGAUAUACAGGUAUACAACUGUGAUUAACAUUUAAAGGGACAUUUCCAAAAAAUGUAAACUCAUAUUCAUCAUCUCCAGCACCACCCCAACAUACAACAUAUGUAAAUGAUGGCGUGUUUCUAUGUAGAUGGAGGAAGGUAAGUGUUUACACAGACAUCAUCAGUUUGCAUCCAGUAUGUUGAUGUUGUGGUGCUGCUAGAGAUCAUACAUUUCCCUUUAAAAUCUUCAGAUGUCAAUGCAGAAGAUAAAGGAAUUACUAAGCAUUCUUUGUUGCUGAAAUAUGAUGAUAUUGUAGCUACAAGGAGUAGAUGCUGCUGGUUUCUUGUUGGUUUGUUUUCUUUAACACACUACACAGUACAGUCAUGUGAAUUGUAUGUACUGUCCUGACUCAGAAGAAGCUGUUGGGAAAAUGUUAUGAAUGUUGAAUGGGGUCAAAACUUUUUUUUGACAUUGGUAAUUUGUUUUGUAAAAAGAGUGAAUACUGGAAAAUACAGCUAUUAGCCUGAGCUGUUAAGGGUCUAGGCACUCUGCAACAGUGCCUCGUAAUUUCCCUGACAGCUCAUGAUUUAUUUUGUUCUUAUAUUAAACAUUUUAACAAGU